Messenger RNA from Sceloporus undulatus (fence lizard), 10111 nucleotides. Its product is annotated as laminin subunit alpha-1-like. The coding region runs from base 101 to 9409 and encodes 3102 amino acids. The record is from RefSeq and is a predicted model, not a curated record. Gene Ontology annotation, cellular component: basement membrane. The transcript has 63 exons. Gene Ontology annotation, molecular function: extracellular matrix structural constituent; signaling receptor binding. NCBI's taxonomy places the organism in Eukaryota, Metazoa, Chordata, Lepidosauria, Squamata, Phrynosomatidae. Gene Ontology annotation, biological process: regulation of cell adhesion; regulation of cell migration; axon guidance.
CAGUCAGGACUGGCUUCCCGCCUUGCUCUGCUCUCCUCCACCUGCGCAGCCUCUGCCUCCUCUGCUCCCUUCUCUGUCUCUCUCUCUCUCAGGGGAGAAGAUGCAGGGCCCCCCUGGACGCUGCUCCGGACCCCGGCAGGCUUCCCUCCUCCUCCUCCUCCUGCUGCUGCUGCUGCUGCUCUUCUCCUCCUCGUCGGAAGGCCAGCUUCGAGGUUUAUUUCCUGCUAUUCUUAAUCUUGCUAGCAAUGCUCACAUCAGUACCAAUGCUACCUGUGGUGAAAAGGGUCCUGAGAUGUUUUGUAAACUUGUGGAGCAUGUUCCAGGACGACCUCUACGCAAUGCACAGUGUCGAAUAUGUGACCACAAUAGUUCAAAUCCUAAAGAACAACACCCUAUCUCAAAUGCUAUAGAUGGUACUAAUAACUGGUGGCAAAGUCCCAGUAUUCAGAAUGGAAGAGAAUAUCAUUGGGUAACCAUCACUCUGGAUCUAAGACAGGUCUUUCAAGUUGCAUAUAUAAUCAUCAAAGCUGCUAAUGCUCCCCGACCUGGAAACUGGAUUUUGGAACGUUCUGUGGAUGGCACUGAAUUCAGGCCCUGGCAGUACUAUGCAAUUAGUGACACAGAGUGCUUAACCAGAUAUAAUGUAACACCAAGAAUUGGGCCUCCUACAUACAAGAGAGAUGAUGAAGUGAUCUGCACUUCCUAUUAUUCUAGGCUAGUGCCUCUUGAACAUGGAGAGAUCCAUACAUCAUUGAUCAAUGGAAGACCUAGUGCUGAUGACCCUUCAGAGAAAUUAUUGGCAUUUACUUCUGCACGAUACAUUCGUCUUCAGUUGCAACGUAUAAGGACUCUUAAUGCUGACCUUAUGACACUGAGCCAUCAUGAUCCUAAAGAUGUUGACCCUAUUGUUACAAGAAGGUAUUACUAUUCAAUAAAAGAUAUCUCAGUUGGAGGCAUGUGCAUUUGCUAUGGCCAUGCUCGAAGUUGUCCUUUGGAUAAUGAAACAAAGAAACUACAGUGCCAGUGUGAACACAAUACUUGUGGUGAGAGCUGUAAUGAGUGUUGUCCUGGCUAUCACCAGGCACCAUGGAGACCAGGAACCAUUUCUGCUGGCAACAAAUGUGAGAGAUGUAACUGUCACCACAAAGCAGAAGACUGUUAUUAUGAUCAGACUGUGGCAGAUCAAAAAAAAAGUAUAAACAUUUAUGGCCAGUUCAAAGGAGGUGGAGUGUGUAUAAACUGUACCCAGCACACUACUGGAAUAAACUGUGAGAUCUGUACUGAUGGAUACUACAGGCCACAUAAAGUAUCUCCCUAUGACAAUAAUCCUUGCCUUCCUUGUGAAUGUGAUUUAUUUGGAUCCUUUGGUUCUGACUGUGUUAAGGAUGAUGACCAUGCUGACCCACAGCAUGGUAUUCAGGCUGGGCAAUGUCACUGCAAGGAUGGUUAUACAGGAGAAAAAUGUGACCAUUGUGCCUUUGGCUAUAAAGGUUAUCCAAACUGUGUGCAUUGUAACUGUAGCCUGGUGGGUAGCAUUAAUGAUGACCCAUGCAUCAAACCUUGUCUUUGUAAAGAAAAUGUAGAAGGAGAGAACUGUGACCGCUGCAAACCAGGUUUCUAUAAUCUCCAAGAAAGGAAUCCUCAAGGUUGUACUGAAUGUUUCUGUUUUGGUGUUUCUGAUGUCUGUGAAAGUCUUCCGUGGCCCAUUAGCCAGGUAUCAUCUAUGGCUGGUUGGUUGGUGACUGCUCCAUAUACUUUGAAAACUGUAGAUCCUGAGGAAAGUCAAUUGGAUGGACCUCCUCAAAUAAUUAUUAACAAUAUUGCAGUUGCAAAAAUGCUGAAGUCCCCUUAUUACUGGUCUGCACCUAAACCAUAUCUUGGAAAUAAACUCACUUCGUUUGGUGGUUAUUUGAAGUAUACCGUGUCCUAUGACAUUCCAAUGGAUAGUACAGAUAGUGAUUUGGUGUCUAAUGUGGAUGUUAUUAUUCAGGGUAAUGGACAAAUGUUGGCUACUCGAGCUGAAGGACUGUCUUUACAACCAUAUGAAGAAUAUUCCAGUUCUGUGAAGCUUGUGUCUGAAAACUUUGUUGAUUUUAAUACUAAGAAGUCAAUAGAUCGAGACAUAUUGAUGAAAGUUUUAGCAAAUGUUACUCAUAUUCUGCUUCGGGCCAGUUACAACAUUGCCAAAAGGGCUGUAUACAGGUUGGAUUCUGUCAUUUUGGACACUGCAAAUGCUAAUCUUGUAGAUCCAUCUUCAGCUGCAGAUGUAGAAUAUUGUGAAUGUCCUCAAGGUUAUGCUGGGAUUUCUUGUGAGUCCUGUCUUCCUGGGUACUACCGAGUAGAUGGCAUACUCUUUGGAGGGAUUUGCCUGCAAUGUGAUUGCAAUGGUCAUGCAACAGAAUGUGAUAUUCAUGGUGUUUGUCUUAUUUGUGAACACAACACUACAGGUCAUUCUUGUGAUGAGUGCCUGCCUGGGUUCUAUGGAUCACCCACCAAGGGCACAGCAGAGGAUUGCCAGCCAUGUGCCUGUCCACUGAGAACUCCUACAAACAAUUUCAGUCCUACCUGUUACUUGGAAAGUAGUGGUGAAGUUAUCUGUGAUAAAUGUUCUCCUGGAUAUGCAGGAUCCAAGUGUGAAAGAUGUGCAAAUGGGUACUAUGGUGAUCCUUUGGUCCCAGGACAAUCAUGUAUACCUUGUGACUGCAAUGGUAAUGUAGAUAUGAUGGAAGAUGGCUAUUGCAACUCGAUCACAGGAGAGUGCCUAAAGUGUACUGGUAAUACUGUUGGACAUCACUGUGAAAGGUGUGCUGAUGGUUAUUAUGGGGAUGCUGUGAUCAACAAAGAUUGCCAUGCUUGCAAGUGUAAUAUGAACAGCUCUGUUUCCAGCAUCUGCCAUCAUGAGACUGGUCUAUGCCAAUGCAAAAUGAACGUGGUGGGACAAAGAUGUGAUAAGUGUUUGUUUGGAUAUUAUGGCUUAAGUACAGGACUUGGCUGUCUUCCCUGCAAUUGCAGUAAAGCUGGCUCAGUUGCUGAGGAUUGUAAUGAUGAAGGACAGUGUCGCUGUGUGCCAGGAGUGGCUGGGGAGAAGUGUGAUCGUUGCGCUCAUGGUUUUUAUGCAUUCCAGGAUGGUGGUUGCACACCUUGUAAUUGCACUCAUACACUCGAUGCUUGUGAUGAAGAUUCUGGGGAAUGCAUUUGUCCUCCUCAUACUGAAGGGGAAAAGUGUGAACUCUGUGAAGAAAACUUCUGGGGUCUUGAUCCAGAGAAAGGAUGCAAGGCUUGCAAUUGCAGUGAUUUAGGGUCAGUCAGUCUCCAGUGUGACCAGUUGACAGCUCGGUGCCAGUGUAAGCAUGGGUAUGGAGGAGACAACUGUGAUGAAUGUGCCUUGGGAUAUAGAGACUAUCCGGAUUGUGUUCCUUGUGACUGCGAUUUACGUGGGAGCAAAGCAAACACAUGUGACCAGAGUCAAGGAAUCUGUAACUGUGAGGAAGAAACUGGUGUGUGUGUGUGCAAGGAAAAUGUGUUUGGCUUGCACUGCAGUGAAUGCAAAACUGGGACCUUUGCACUUCAUGCCAUUAAUCCUUUGGGAUGCAUUCCAUGUUUCUGUUCUGGGAGGUCAGAGGUUUGCACGGAAGUAGAAGACUAUGUGAGAGUUUCACUAACCCUGACUCCACAGCAGAGUGUUAUGUAUGUGGUUUCUCAGAGUAACCUCACUGGAACUAGCGAAGGUGUAUUUUCCCAGUAUCCCGAUAUCUUAAUGGAUGCUACAAUAGUCCGACAACACUUGAAUGCAGAGCCAUUUUACUGGAAACUGCCCCAUCAGUUCCAGGGAGAUCAGCUCAUGACCUAUGGUGGAAAAUUGAAGUAUUCAGUAGCUUUUUAUGCUCUGGAUGGCAUGGGAACCUCAAACCUUGAACCACAAAUCCUGAUGAAGGGGGGUCACACCAGUAAAUAUGUCAUCUAUGUGGACAUCCCUGCUCCAGAAAAUGGAGUAAGACAUGAUGAAGAAAUAGUAAUGAUGGAGAGUGCCUGGAAAUAUUUCAAUUCAGUUUCUGAUGAAUCUGUCUCACAUUCUGACUUCAUGUCAGUAUUGAGCAAUGUUGAAUACAUUCUCAUAAAGGCAUCAUAUGGUCAAGGAUUACAACAAAGCAGAAUUGCAAAUGUCUCCAUGGACAUUGCUGUGAAAGCUGAUGAUGCACCCUUCACUAGAGACACAGCUUUUCAUAUUGAGAAAUGCCUGUGCCCUGUAGGUUAUGCAGGACUCUCAUGUCAGGACUGUGCACCAGGAUACUACAGGGAGAAACAUACAGGUGUGCACUUGAAAUACUCCUCUUGUAUGCCAUGCGAGUGCAACAACCACAGUGAUACCUGUGACCCAAAAACUGGAAAGUGUUUGGACUGCAAAGAUAAUACAGUAGGUGACCACUGUAGUCUUUGUGCCCCAGGCUUUUACGGUAAAGUAAUUGGAUCUGUCAAUGAUUGUUCUCUGUGUGCGUGUCCAAGAACAAGCCCUGGGAGCUUUAGUUCCACGUGCAUUUUGAAAGGUGUUAAUGACUUCCACUGUGAUGCUUGUAUCAUUGGAUAUGAAGGGCAGUACUGUGAAAGGUGUUCUCCAACUUACUAUGGAGAUCCUAAGUCACCUGGUGGCAGCUGUCAGCAGUGUCAUUGUAACCCAGAUGGCUCUGUCCACAAUAACUGUGACCAUAUUUCUGGGCAAUGUGUCUGUAAGCAAGGUGUAGCAGGUUGGCUAUGUGAUGAGUGUGAACCAAGGCACAUUCUUAUGGACAAUGACUGUAUUUCUUGCGAUGAUGAUUGCACAGGAUUGUUGUUAAAUGAUCUGGAUAAUCUUGAAGAAGCCAUAUUUUUGGUAAAUCUCACUGGUGCUGUCCUGGCACCCUAUGGAGUACUGUCAGACUUAGAAAAUACAACAAAACAAUACAAGGGGUCCUUUUGGGUUAAAGAAGAACCAAGCUACUCCCUAGAAAUUAUGCAUGACCGUCUUGUAUCCUUGUCAGGUGAUGUAGACCAGCUGCACAAAGAAUCAACAAUAAUAUUGGGAAGAGGAAAACAUCUCAGCAGUGAUACAGAAAAGACUUUAAAGAAGAGUCAAGAGCUGGCUAUGUUUAUCAGCACGUUACAGGAAAGUGUUAAAGUACUAAUAGAAGUGGCAACAUCUGUCAACGAAACACUAGGUACUGAUUUCCCAUUGUCCAACAGAACAUUACAAGAAUUACAAGAUGAGAUUCCCACCAUGUUGGAUGUAAUGCGUGGAAGGCAUUUUAAACAUCUGCACCAAAAUAGUACUCUUGAACUGAAAGCUGCAGAAAGAUUAUUAGCUCGAAUCCAAAAAGAAUAUUGGAGACCACAACAAGAGCUUAAGGUCCUGCAAAAAAACGUGAAACGUACCUUAUCAGACCACAGUACCAGCCUUCAAGAAGCCAAGAAUGUUGUAAAUGAAGCAAGCACUAACAUCAAUGAGACUAACCGCCUUCUUUUUGUUAUUAAUAGUAACCUCAAGGAAUGCAAUAAUAAAAAGAGCAGUAUUCAAGAAGAUCAGAAACUGUCUGUAGUGCUGACCAGAGAGGGCAAAGUACAGGUGGAUGCUGCUGCCACCAUUGCUAAACGUGUAAUUAACUCUACAUCUAGUCUAGAAAUCCACCGGGAUGGACUGAUGCUAUGGAAUGACAAACUGAGACAACAUGUGGAUAACCUGGUAAAGCAGAUAUCCACUCGAGGAGCUCUUGAUCUUGUUUACAGAACAGAAGACCAUGCUGCUAGCUUACAGAGGAUUGUUCGUGCAUUGGACAAUGGUCUCUUGGAUGUUAGAAAUGUGUCUCUGAAUGCAACAAAUGCAGUCCAUGCUUACUCCACCAUUAAAAGUCUAAUUGAAAAUGCUGAGAGCCUGGCAGGUGAUGCUUAUAGGACUGUAACUGAAUCAGUACCUGUGUCAAAAGAAUCCUUUAAUUCUACUGAGAAAAAUGUUCUUCAGCCUAGCUCCAAGUUAUUAACUGAAGCCAAAAGCUUGCACAAGAAGUAUGAAGGGCUUGUGUCUGGUUUAUAUGACAUGAACAUAAGGGUGGGAAAGUUUAAAGAGCAAGCUAAUAGAAUUGCUAAACAAUUCAAUGAUUCAAUGCUGCAGCUGAAUGCAUUGCCAAAUGAUACCAGUGAAAAUAUUCUUGCUGUAAAAUUUCUGGCUGUGUCUGCUAAUGUAACAGCUGUUAAUGGUUUAAGCCAUACUGGAUAUUUUAGUGAAAAGUUACUGAACACUUCAUCUGCAUUGUCUGAAGUUAAUGAGACGUUGCAAAAAACCAAUGAACUUAUAAUCGACUCAUCAAAAGCUGCAGCGUCAGCUGAAAAAAAAGUGAAUGAAGUUGAAAUCCAGGCUGGUCUCUUAUUUGGUAGACUGAAACCUCUGAAAGUGCUGGAAGAGAACCUGAGCAGAAACAUCUCUGAAAUAAAAGAGCUCAUCAGCCAGGCCCGCAAACAGGCAGCCUCUAUUAAAGUUGCAGUGUCUGCCGAAAGAGAUUGUAUUCGUGCUUAUCAACCCCAGAUAUUAUCUACUAAUUACAAUACAUUAACACUGAAUGUUAAAACAACUGAACCUGAUAACCUUCUAUUCUACUUGGGUAGCAGUGGCAAAAUUGAUUUCAUGGCAGUGGAGAUGCGACGUGGUAAAGUGGCUUUCUUGUGGGACAUGGGUUCUGGAUCUACAAGACUGGAAUAUCCUGACUUUCCUAUAAAUAACAAUAAAUGGUACAAAAUACAUGCUACAAGGUUUGGAAAGACUGGCACCUUAACUGUAGAGGAAACAAACUCUCUCCAGAAGCCUUUUAUGAGAGCAGCCACCUCUCCAGGAACAGCUACUGUACUGGAUAUAGACCAUUCAUCCCUAAUGUUUAUUGGUGGUCUUGGGGGGCAAAUCAAGAAGUCACCAGCAGUUAAAGUGACACAUUUUAAGGGAUGCAUGGGGGAAGCAGUCUUGAAUGGCAAAUCUGUUGGACUCUGGAACUACUUGGAAAGAGAGGGCAAAUGCCGUGGAUGCUUUGGAAGUCCACAGGAUGAAGACAUUUCAUUCCAUUUUGAUGGCAGUGGAUAUUCAGUGGUGGAGAAGGCAUUGCGUUCCACUGUGACCCAAAUAAUUGUAUUUUUCAGCACUUUUUCACCCAAUGGGCUCUUAGUAUACCUGGCUUCUAAUGGCACAAAAGAUUUCUUGUCUCUAGAGCUUGUUGAUGGAAAAGUUAAACUAAUGGUUGAUCUUGGUUCAGGUUCUCUUACUCUUCAAACAGAAAGUCGCUACAAUAAUGGAACAUGGUAUAAAAUUUCCUUCAGUCGAAACAAAAAAGAAGGGAUUUUGGCAGUCAUGGAUGCUUAUAACCUCAGUUCUAAAGAAACCAAACAAGGAGAAUCUCCUGGUGUAGCCUCUGAUCUGAAUCGUUCUGAUAGGGAUCCUAUUUACAUUGGGGGCCUACCACGCUCAAGGACAGUAAGAAAAGGACUUAGUACCAGAACAUAUGUGGGCUGUAUUAAGAACUUGGAAAUAUCCCGUUCUACUUUUGAUUUGCUUAAAAACUCAUAUGGUGUAAGGAAAGGCUGCAUCCUGGAGCCCAUAUACAGCACUAGUGUCUUAAAUAGAGGUUACAUUGAGUUGCCACCUAAGCCCCUCUCACCGGAGUCACAACUUAUGGCCACCUUUGCUACUAAAAACACAAGUGGCAUCAUCCUUAUGGGGCUUAGCAAAGGAGCAGAAAAGCGAAGGCGCAGGCAAGCCCAUCUGCCCUUUUUCUCCAUUAUACUGGUCAAUGGUCAUUUGGCAGUGCACGUUAAUGCUGGCGACAGAGCAAGUACAAGAAAGGUCUUGGUUGCACCUGAUAAUGGAACUUACAGUGAUGGGCAAGAACAUUCUGUCAUUCUGACUCGUAAUAAGAGGAUGAUAACAGUCCAAGUGGAUGAGAGUAGCCCUGCAGAAAUCAGACUCGGCCCUUUGGCGGAAACUAGACCAAUGAAUAUAUCUCACCUUUUCAUUGGUGGCAUUCCUGCUGGAGAAGGCAUUUCAGGGCUAAAGAUGAACGACUCUUUCUAUGGCUGUAUAAGUAAUCUGAUAUUUAACAUGGAGUUUCUGGAUUUCACAACUGCAAUGAGGUAUGAAGGUGUUGAUAUGGGCAGCUGUUUCCUUUGGGAAAAGCCUAAACCUGCCAUCCAUGUAGAAGACACAGAGAUUCUUUCUGAAAUGCAGAUGCUACCUGUUUCUCUACAGCCUCUUGCUGAAAUUAAGGAAAAACCAUGCGCAGAGGGUGAAACACUAAAUUAUGUCUCCUGGGCUUAUCAGUUUGGGCUUUCCAGAAAUAGUCACUUGGUGCUACUUUUCAAUCACUCUACAGUAAGAAAAAAGCUUUCAGUGCAGUUGAACCUCAGGACCUUUGCUUCCAAUGGCCUCGUAUACUACAUGGCUCACCAAAAGCAGAUUGAUUAUGCAGCCCUUCAGUUACGAGGAGGGAAGCUUUAUUUUUCAUUUGAUCUUGGAAAAGGACGGGCAGUAGCUUUUCAUGGAGCAAUCGUCAGUGAUGGAAAAUGGCAUACGGUGAAGACAGAGUAUACAAAAAAGAAAGGUAUAAUCAAAGUUGAUGGGCAGGAACCUGUGUCUGUAAAUGUUCCAGGAGAUGGAAACACACUGGAUGUUGAUGGGAAGCUGUACUUGGGGGGUCUACCCUUUGAUUACUCAGCCAAGAAUAUUGGAAAUGUUACUCACAGUAUCCCUGCAUGCAUUGGUGGAAUAACCAUUAAUAACAAAGAAGUGAACAAAGACAACCCAGUUUCCAUUUUUUCUGUGAACAAAUGCUACGUUGCAGCCCAGGAAGGAACCUUUUUUGAUGGAAGUGGUUUUCUUGCUCUUGUUAAGGAAGGUUAUAAAGUACGGUCUGAUGUUAAUAUCACAUUUGAGUUUCGCACGACUAUUGCAAAUGGAGUUCUUCUUGGAAUCAGUAGUGCUAAAGUAGAUGCUGUUGGACUGGAGCUUGUAAAUGGGAAGAUUUUAUUCAGCGUUAACAAUGGAGCUGGCAGAAUAACAGCUACAUAUGCACCAAAAGGCACAACCAGUCUGUGCGAUGGACAGUGGCACAAACUUCAAGCAAACAAAAGCAAACAUCAUAUUGCUCUAACAGUUGAUGGGAACUUGGUUCACACUGAUAAUCCACAUAUGCACUCAACCUCUGCAGAUACAAACAACCCCAUUUAUGUUGGAGGCUAUCCUGCUGAUGUAAAACAAAAUUGCUUGACCAGUAAGAGCUCAUUCCGAGGGUGUUUGAGAAACCUCAUGCUGAUUAAGGGCCAACAGGCGGAAUCUUUUGACUUCAGCGAAGCCUUUGACCUGCGUGGAGUCUUUCCACAUUCCUGCCCUGGGGCUGAGCGCUAAAUGGCAGGGGAAAUUGUCCAUUUUAAGAGGUUUUGUCUACUGUUAAUGAAGAACAAAUGUUUUUAACUGUAAUUGUAUAGUGAUCUCCCUAUAUUUUCCAGCUCAGGAUAAUGUUUUUAGCCAAAACGUUUAGAAUACAGUUUUUAAAGUCUCUUUGUGCAACAGAUACCUCUACCAAAAUGUUAAUAUUAACUCAGUACUGUUGUUGUUUUUUUAAAAAAAUGCUGGUGAAAGUUUUAAAAAUCAGUAUUUGCAGUGUAUCUUCUGAUUACUUGACAGUAUUUCCUUUGGCUGGAGUGGCUCUUUUUAUAAUAAAGAAGUAAAAUUGGGCCCCACACAAUAAAAGCAUCCUUCCAUAUUGUGUGUGUACUGUAUACUGAAAAGGUUCAGUUCACGAUACAAGGGUAAGGGAUUCAAUAGGGAGUUAAUUUUGAACAAAUUGUGAUUAGUUUUUCAAUAAAACAUAGCAGGUAAUUGUUGAAAUCAUACUGAAAAAUCUGCUGGUCUCUUGUUCCUAGAACACCAGAGUGGUUCACCUUGAAAAUGGACAUGUAAAUUGUUGCAUUCCACUUAAAAAGUUGUCAGGUUGCAGAACAGGUUCUGAUCUCUACUGAGACCAGAACAUAAUCCUUUCUGAACAUGGGCAAGGCAGUGAUGGUUCCUGUUUAUACUGUAAAGUACAAGAUGCCUAAGAAACCUUAA